CCUACAUGUCGCCUCCACAUAAAGGAGGUUUCUAGCAUUCAUCCACGCCUGGAGGCCAACAAUAUUCGCUUUGUUGGAAUCGGUGUGGAGCAGUUGGGGGUGGAGGACUUUGUCAAAGGAGAAUUUUUUAGUGGAGAGUUGUACAUCGACCUGAAAAAGCAGUGCUACAAAGACUUAGGAUUCAGGAGACUAAAUAUAUUCUCUGGAAUAGGGGCAUUGUUUGCAAAGACAACGAGAGAUGGUCUUGCAAAGGCUAAGGAACAGAACAUCGAUGGAAACAUGAAAGGGGACGGAUUUCAAAAUGGAGGGGCCCUUAUUGUUAAGGCUGGUGGGACAGAAGUGAUAUACAGCUAUAAGCAAGAGGAUCCCAGUAUUUAUGUUAGUCCCAAUGACAUCCUGAAGGCCCUGGGGUUAGCGGAGAACACAGAGGAAUCAAAGGUGGAGGAGGCCUCAGGAGGAGGAUGAUCUUAGUGGAUGCUUGUGUCGAGUCUCCUUAAUCAGGGAAAUACAAGGGGAUUCCACAAGCAUUGUUCUCUGUACAUUGUAGCGAUUCACAUGCAGCACCAAGUGUUGGGGAAAUGCAGGAGGGAAAGUUAAUUCUGGAUAUCUCAAAAUUCCAUAUCAGGAUCAUUGUGGUAUUUCCACUUUCAGUAUCACUGUGGUCUUUCCACUUUCAGUAUCACUGUGGUUUCCACUUUCAGAAUCACUGUGGUCUUUCCACUUUCAGUAUCAUUGUGGUCUUUCCACUUUCAGUUUUGAUAGUUCAUGGGAAUUCAUGAACUUUGUUGAAGUUUCACAAGUUUAAAAGGUUUAAUUGUAAAUAUGAAAUUAAAGCACAGUUUGGGGGGAACAAAAUCCCCCGUUUCCUUAUCUAUUUCAUACCCUUGUUAAGAAAAAAAAAAAAGACUCCAUCACAUUUUGUAGAAAGCACUAUUGGGGUAUAAACUGCAUUGCCAAUUUGAUCAGUGUAAUGCUACCUGUCCUCUAAUUGUUUAUAGGUACUGGCAUUUUCUGAAACAGAGGCACAAGCUAUGAAUCCUUUUGUGUCUUAAUAGAAAAUGUGCAUCGUUAGCUGUUUGUAUUUUUUCACAUUUUGGUGCUAGUAGUAGAUGUGUAUUAAUGAACUUUGAUGCAUGUAAUCCAUUUACAAAAUCAGGUUUUACUGUGUGAUAUUAAUACUGUUCUAUACAUUUCAUACUGAAUUUCAUGUCAGAGGAUCAUGCUUUGGAAAUUUUUUUCACUCAAUUGUUUAAUAUUUUUAAACAGCUGAAAGUUGAAAUACAUUUCCAUAUAUACAUUAGACUAAAGUUUUCAACCUUGGUAAAUGGUUGUUGAGCAAUUCAGUUUUUAAAAAUGAUCGUUUUAUAGGAAUGUAUUUUUAUGUCAGACAUAUAGUAUACACCACACUUAUAUCGCUUGGGGCCUAAUCACUAUAGAUAUAUAUACUCUUAUAUAUAUAGUAAUUAGGCCCCAAGCGAUAUAAGUGCCUGUGGUAUACACAUGUAAAUCUAUCGGGAAAUUAGAAAUCAAUACAUGGGGUACUGAUGAUAAAGGCAGAUUUGUCUGAUGAUGGACUGAUGACGUUACUGACCAGUAACCCGGAAACUGGGAGGUCAAUAAUCGAGAAAGUAUCCAUCCACAAACCUGUCCUUAUCAUCAGUAGAUGAUGUGGAGAAACAACACAUCCAGACAUCAUUUCACUUGUGUCAAUCAUGAAAUGCAGUAGUGUACAUUUUUUUCCCCAUAAAUUUGAUAUAGUAGAAUUGUAUUAUGUAUGUGCCUUAAAUAUUACAAUUUCUCAUAUUUUGUAUUCUCAUUUUCAAUAUUUAUAUUUUUUAUUAAAACUCUUGCAUAACUUUCCAUAUACACAUAAUUAUGAUCAUGAGGACAUAACAUUUUGGAAACAAAAGCACAUCAUUUAAUUCAUGAGUUGUGCAAAUAUUCAAUGUACAUGCAACUUAAUGGGAAAGUAAAUGGACGUAUGAAGUCAUAAUCUCAAACUGACUUACACGAAAGUGGUUAUGAUGGAAGGGGUUUCAUUUUGUACUUUGCCAUCAAGAUUCAUUUACAGAGAAAACAUUCCACAGAUAAAGAAAUCUCCAUUUCUUGUGUACAUUUAUUUUGUAUUGUCCUUAAACAUCUCCAGACGGGGGAAAGUUAUGCUACACAUGUAUGUAUGUAAAUAAAUAUAUGUACAUAAA
This is a messenger RNA of Ostrea edulis (European flat oyster), 2201 nucleotides long. Its product is annotated as prostamide/prostaglandin F synthase-like. The transcript is spliced from 5 exons. The record is from RefSeq and is a predicted model, not a curated record. NCBI's taxonomy places the organism in Eukaryota, Metazoa, Mollusca, Bivalvia, Ostreida, Ostreidae. The annotation marks the transcript as partial.